Messenger RNA from Phyllotreta striolata, 1575 nucleotides. NCBI's taxonomy places the organism in Eukaryota, Metazoa, Arthropoda, Insecta, Coleoptera, Chrysomelidae. The record is from the annotation of a GenBank genome assembly.
AUGAUACCUUUAGUUAAGAUAGCUCGACGAAACAUCUCCAAAACUCUUAAAGAACUAAACAGAACCCGCUACAACUACACCUUAUUCGGAAACCACGAGAGAAAACUAAUAUCGGAAACUCCUUUUUGCAUUAUAACCGAUUGCGCUAUAGAUUUGGAUAAGCCCCAACCAUCCGUACUGAUCAUCGGUGCUGGCAUAGCCGGAUUAUCCGCCGCUCAAAGACUAUUGCAAUGCGGCAUAUACAAUUUCAAAAUAUUGGAAGCCUCAGACAGGCUCGGGGGAAGGAUCCACUCCUGCAAGCUGGGCGAAACCGUCGCAGAAAUGGGCUGCCAGUACAUCCGGGGAGCUUGUUGCAACAACACGGUCUUCAAUUUGGCCGCUCAGGAAGGGCUGGUCAGGCAGCCGCUGGGCGAACGAAGGAAGUCGAUUUUCUACUGCACCAGCGAAGGGAAAUUCAUCAACAGCGUCGUCUCGGCGAAAGCGCACAACAUCUUCAGGAAAAUUAAGAGCGACGCGCACAAGCUGUUCAAGAACAACAAAUCGAGCAAGAAAGGAUCGCUGGAGAAGUUUUUACACUUCAAGAUUCAAGAAGAGCUUCGAAAGUUGCCCGAAGAACAACAAAGCGACGUGUCGCGAAUCCUUCACGGUUUAACCAACGAAAUAAGAUACUGCGUGGGUGAGGAUUUAGGGAUGGUCAGUACGGACAGUAUAGGAAGUGUUACAAACAUCCCCGGUGGUGAUAUAACGAUACCUAAAGGCUUCAUAGGUGUGUUGGGUCCUCUCCUGAAAUGUUUGCCGGAUGAUAGCAUACAUUUUAAAAAAGUAGUACGUCUCAUAGACUGGAACAUUAAAAAGAACAAAAGCAAAGCCACGGUUUCUUGUAUCGAUAACAGCGUAUACUCAGCAGAUUAUGUAAUACUCACCGUAUCCCUGGGCGUAUUGAAGGAACAGUUAAAAACCCUGUUUUCACCGCCGUUGCCCGAAUACAAAACGAAAGCUAUCAACUCCAUAGGAUACGGUUACGCCGACAAGAUCUUCAUGAAGUACGAUCGACCGUUCUGGGUCCCCCCGAACGGCAACUUCCGGCUGGCCUGGUCCCGCGAGGAGCUCUCCAACCGAACCGACUGGACGAAGGGCUUGAGCUCCAUACAAGAGGUGGACGGCAGCGAGAACACCUUGUGCGGCCUGAUCAGCGGCCCGGAGGCCGUCUGCAUGGAGCAUUCCACCGACGAGGAGGUGGCCUGUUGCCUGACCAAGGUGCUGCGCCAGUUCACCGGCGAUCCCUCGCUACCCUAUCCCUCCAUGUUGCUGCGGUCCAAGUGGGCGACGGAUCCCUUGUUCAGGGGGGCGUGCAGCUACUUGAACUUGCAGUCGUCGAUCGGGCUGCAGAAGGAGCUCAGCAAUCCCGUUCCGAGCGACGCCGGUCGGGCGACGCCCGUUUUGCUGUUCGCAGGAGAAGCGACGUGCGAGGGCCAUCAUUCGACCGUGCACGGGGCGAGAUUGAGCGGUAUAAGGGAGGCUGAGAGGGUUGUUAGGAUGACGAGGCGCUUCGGAGGGCCGCCGUUGGUUAACUGA